ACCUAACCUUAAAUAAAAAGUGACAUAACCUCAUUUUUUUUUGUGGAAUAUCAAAUUAUUUUUUUGAGAUGUCCUUUACUAAUUUAAUUAUUAAAAGGGGAAUUACAACGACGGCCGUUCGAGAAGGAAAAAGAAACUUCAAAAAAUUUUCGUUGUAUAAUAAACGUGGUACUAGAAUUUUUAAAAAGCAACAAAGUCAAAAUCCGGAUCCUGAUGUUCCUAUUCAAAAACGUGGGGUAAGAGAUGUUGGUUACACGUUAGAUGGAAAAUUUAUAACAGUCCCAGAAAUGAUUCCUGAGCUAAUUGUACCAGAUUUAAAAGGCUUUAAUGUUAAACCUUAUGUAUCAUAUAAAGCCCCUGAUGUUAUUCAAUCUGAAUUUACAGCUCAAGAUUUAUUUAAUGUAGUUUAUGCCGAAAAGAUUUCUAAAGACUUUCAGGAAAAUAAAUUAACUGAAAAAGGGGAUUCUCAAGAACCUUCUAAUGAAGAAAAAAUGACCAGUGAGGAAGCCCGGAUAAAAUCUAGGCAAACUGGGUCCGAUAUUUUUUAAGAUAAUAAAAUUAAUGAAUGUAUUGUAUUGUUGAUUUAAGAAAAAAUAUAAUAAAAUAGAAAGUUUAGAUUAAAAAAAUAAAAAUACAAAGUUCUUAUUUGAAGGUUAUAACCUUUCAAUGCUUAACUCA
Molecule: messenger RNA, 678 nt
Organism: Onthophagus taurus
Lineage: Eukaryota; Metazoa; Arthropoda; Insecta; Coleoptera; Scarabaeidae
Source: RefSeq, a predicted model, not a curated record